Molecule: messenger RNA, 528 nt
Organism: Parastagonospora nodorum SN15
Lineage: Eukaryota; Fungi; Ascomycota; Dothideomycetes; Pleosporales; Phaeosphaeriaceae
Exons: 2
Coding region: 1-528 (175 amino acids)
Source: RefSeq, a predicted model, not a curated record
AUGAUCUCCGCCACCGAUCGUGAACUGUCAAAAGAUUCAUCUAAUGAGCACCUCGAGAACCUAAAUAUUCUAUUUUGCGCGCUACAAGCUCUCCACACGACUGUCGGCUCCUUCAUCAGCUGCACACAAUAUCAACGACACCUACUCGUCUCGCGCCUCAGACAACUCCGACAUCUCUUCUCCUACGCCCUUCUCAGCAUUUCUAUCACGGUUGAAGAACAAGCUCUGAUUGCCACCCAUUAUCUUAGCAUCAACAAGCACGAGGAGCUCAAGAUCAAGAUCGCGGAUAUCCAGGAACAGAUCAUCCGGCGUUGUGCUGGAGGAUCUUCUUGCGACAUUCUUCGACACCUGAAAAUCGAACUGGUUGAGGCCAAGGAGGGUGCCGCCGAACACUUGGUGACGGCACAUGAGGCACUUCGCCCCAUCCACACGGAGAUGGACAAGUGUCGCCUGUUGGGUUCAGACGAGAGCGUUGCGAAGCUUAACGAACUACAGGCCGCGAUGGCCUCGGCAUCGAAAAGGCGCUAA